UAGCAACAAUCUUAGCAACCAAACAUGCCCGCGAAGAAAGGCAAAGGCAAAGGCAAAGGGAAGGGGAAAGGAAAACCGAAGGGAAAAGGGAAGGGGAAGGGAAAGGAUAAAGAUGGCAAACCCUCGGAAAAAAUGGACAAAGAAAUGGCACUGAAGCAGGCAGUGUCAGAUGCAAAGUUGUGGGAGAUGAGGUUCCAGGCGGCGGAGAAGUCACGUGAGACCUAUCGGGAAAGUGGUCGCAGACUAGUGCAGGAGAAUGAGCAACUUCAGUCAGCCAUCAGCCAGACAGAGAAGGACACAGUAAAGGUGAUAGGAUUCCUAAAGAAAGAAGGAGGAAAGAAGGAAGAGCAAGUGGCCUUGCUAGGAGGAGAGUUGGAGAAGGAGAAGGAAAAAGCCGCCAGGGAAAAGAAUGAGAUGGACUCACAGUUCAGGAGCACUGCGACUGAAAUGGAGGAGCAGCUGCAAGAGAGAACAGAGGAGCUGGCUGUGAUUCAAGGGGAGCUCAGGACAGUUAAGGAGUUCAGAAAGCGUCGCGCGGAGCUUGAGGCUGAGCUUGCUCGCCUGAAACAGUCUCUAACUGACUCAGAACAAGACCACCAGAGAACUCUGCAGGCCCUCGAACAAAGAGUCUUUGAGGAAAAGGUGAGGUUGCAGAAGGAGGCGAAUCGUAGGAUUGCUGAGCUGUCAGAGAGAGCUCACUGCGAGGCUGUGAGGAACCUGGGAGAGAGGACGAGAGAGGUGUACCGUGAGAAUCUCCAGAUGAGUGAGGCUCUGGCUCUGCAUGCAGCAAGGGUUCAGGAGUUGGAGACACGAACUGAACAGCUGGAGGCUGCUAACAGGGAAUUGGGAGUGGAGAGAGAUCUUAGUGGGAAAUUACUGGCCUCACGAGUACAGAGUGUGAAACAGUACCAACAGCAAAUCUCUCUACUUCAGGAAAAGGUGUCUUCACUGGAGGCUAGUUUGGUGACGGUGGUGAGGGAAUUUGAUGAGGAGAGAGAGAAACAGGCAUCCCUCAUGCAGCGACUUCUCCAGGAAGCUCGUGAGGAGACAGAGUCUCAGUGUUGCCGUGCCGACCGCGAGGCUGCAGAACUUGCUCAUGUACGGAGCAUGGCUCGCCGCAUUCUGGAACAGAGGUCAGAGGUCGAACACUUCCUGUUGGAGGCUCUUCAGCAGGUGAAGAAAGAAGUGGCUGGUAACAGGUCUCAAUACUGUCAGAAUGCAGCUGUGGCAUACAGAACGAAGAUUAGAGAGGCAACUCGAGGCCACACCCACUACCCAGCAGUGCGAACAUUCAGAGCCUUUCCUGAGAGUACCAAUAGUGUCUACCACGACCUAACCACUGCCUCUACAUGGGAGGGAGUGGGUGAGAAAGUGGACAUCUCUGACUUGACUUGGGAACAGAAAGAACAAGUCCUCCGACUACUUUUCUCCAAGAUCAAUGAAACCACACCCACUCCUAAGCCACGCCCACUCCCACCCACCUCUUCACUGAGCCCUCAGCCCCCUCCUCCCUCGAGGGACGUGUUCCUCACCCAACCGUCACAAACUCUCUAGCUCUACACUAUCAUAUUGCAGAGUUCAACAUUAUUGUAGCCACCUGCAGUUCACAUCUGCCUCCACCACAAAUCAGAUUAUACCUGCAUUAGGUAGGAAGUUAGAGACACAUACAGUACACAAUGGGUUUGAGAUGAUGUCAUGACAGUUCACUGGUGUUGUGAGGUCCAGUCAGGAGGUCCAGAUACAUGUCUGACUGGACCAUGGAGAACAUUCAGGUGUCUUCCUCGACUCAUCUGACGUGCUGCAGGCAAACACACCAAUACUAUCCUCCUCCAGUGAGGAAAUAUACACUGUGUGAAAUCUUCAAUGACUUUUUGGCAUCAGUGGAAAAUGAUAAUUUCACAGAUUGCAUGCAUGGAUCUCUUGCCAAUAGGCAAACUGCCACAUAUUAUUAUAGAGUUCUUGUUUCUCCCUCAAUGUGAAUGCUGUGAUGUGUUAUUGUACAGGCAGGGGCAGAGGCAGUCAACAACAUACACAUACACACCGCCACACCAGCUCAUAGCAAUUUAUUGCAUCACUCUGUGUUGCCAUGGACACAGCGGCAGGUGGGCUAAUUACACCACUUUACAGGACAUUCCACAAUCUGGCGGCCCACAAUCCUUACCUUCUUCGACACCCAGUUGGUAGGCAAGAUUCUGAAGUCCUCUUAUCUUCUCCAUCAGCUGAGCCGGAGUCAGACAAGCCAGUUCAUUGAUGGAAGCCAUGUCGUCCCUGGUAACAUCAAGGAGCCAGUCAGGAGGAGCAGGGGAGAGAUGCUAGAAGAGAAAGAGGAAGGUGAGUAUAGAGGAGGAGGAGAACUGUCUCACUAGAGGAUUGAAGUCUCCAAAGAAGUGCUGCUGGUCUGGCCACAUGACAGGAGAGUCGCUGCUGAGCCUCUCUGAGGACAGCAGGAGCUCCGUCUCACCUCCCUCCACUUGCCCGCCUUCCAUUAUAGCACCGCCC
Molecule: messenger RNA, 2499 nt
Organism: Geodia barretti
Lineage: Eukaryota; Metazoa; Porifera; Demospongiae; Tetractinellida; Geodiidae
Source: the annotation of a GenBank genome assembly